Molecule: messenger RNA, 1186 nt
Organism: Cornus florida
Lineage: Eukaryota; Viridiplantae; Streptophyta; Magnoliopsida; Cornales; Cornaceae
Product: E3 ubiquitin-protein ligase SGR9, amyloplastic-like
Exons: 1
Coding region: 229-912 (227 amino acids)
Biological process (GO): protein ubiquitination
Cellular component (GO): cytoplasm
Molecular function (GO): ubiquitin protein ligase activity
Source: RefSeq, a predicted model, not a curated record
UCGUAGUCCUUUGCUCUACUCACCCCGUUCAAGCAAUUGGGUUGCUGUUUUUUUGUCCGAUUCUGGUUGCUCGCAGAUUGUUCGGAAGGCGAGUUCUUCUUCUCCUUCUCCUUCCGAUCAUCUUCUACGGCCCCCGAUCACCCAUAUAUACCGUCUCUGGUCGUGAACUUCUCCGGCGAGUUGUUCUUCUCCGUCCGAUCAUCUUCUCGUUCUCUCCCUUGUUCAAGAAUGGAGUGCGACACACCGUAUGAUGAUUCGUGCGCUGCACGGUUGGGGGACUCUUCAAUCAUUCCCAUGGCCGACCCAAAACCUUACACACAAUUCUACGUAGACUUCCAAGUACGGUUCACAUAUCCUCCGUCGGAUUUCAUGGACGACGAUGAUGAUUCGGAGGAGGAUAUCGAUUGCUUAGAGUCGGAGUGGCGUUCUAUGCAAUUUUGGGUUCCAUGUGACCGAAUGACGUGUCACAACAAUAGUACAUGGUCCACGAUAUCAGAUAUGCUGUGUGACCUAGGUGUCCCCUUACGUGUUCAGCCUUUCAUGAUUUCUCGUAUCAUCAUUCCAUCGGCCGAAUCAAUGGUGAAACAAAAUCUUGAUAAAAACGUAAUACCCAUGGUGGUGUCGAUAGAUGUAGUGGGCCGUCCAGAAGAGGAAGAUGAAGACGAAGAUACAAUGGUGCCAAUGGAGUCGAGGCGAGUGCCGGCUAGCGAGGCAUCCAUUGAGAACUUAGAGAAGGUGAAAGUCAAACAUUCAGAUACUAAGAUGCAGUGUGUGAUAUGUUUGGAACAGCUUGUGGUUGGUUCGGAGGCAACCCGGAUGCCUUGCUUGCAUGAUUUUCAUAGGGAUUGCAUUGUUAGAUGGCUCGGAGCUAGUAAUUUCUGUCCACUGUGUCGCUUUCGGAUGCCUACUUGAAGUAACUUUUGAGAUUACUACUAUGUGACACGCCUGAUGUUAUUAUCUGUAUUAUUGAUCAAUUGAUUGUUAUUGUUUGAGAAUUCGUUUUCUUUUUUUCUUUUUUUUGCUAGCUAAAGUUUCCAACUCCAUGUUUGUUCUUGUGAAGAUCCAUGUUCUUGUAAACUAUCCAUAUUCUAAAUGAAGAAACUAUCCAGCUUUUGACCUAUGGAGGCAUUGGCUAGGGUUUCGUCUCACUUUCGAUCUCACGUGAAUUCUACUUGAAAACAUUGAU